Molecule: messenger RNA, 636 nt
Organism: Mucor mucedo
Lineage: Eukaryota; Fungi; Mucoromycota; Mucoromycetes; Mucorales; Mucoraceae
Exons: 3
Coding region: 1-588 (195 amino acids)
Source: RefSeq, a predicted model, not a curated record
AUGGAAGCAACUCCCAAUAUUGUUAAAGACGUCUUGCCUAUUUCCACCUUUUUAACGGACUGGCAUACCCGUGUCACCUGGAUUGGUUUCCUCACACUCUGGGUAUUCUGGGGCGCUUCAUGGGUCAUUCGUAACGCCUUUGGUGGUGACUCGAGUACAACCAUUCAAUCCAAUGCUCAAAUUUCCUCAAACUAUAACGGUCAAGGCGAUCCCGAAGUAGGCAACACUACAAAUCAAGGUCAUAAGCAACUCCUCGCUGCUCCUGCCUGGUCUGUCAAUGUCUUUAACCGUCUUAAUCGUGCUCAUGAUAUGCUUCGUGAUCUCGUUCUUAUGUUACUCUCUGUGCUCACACUCAACACUUUUGCCCGUGCUUCUCUUCGUGGUGUCAUGAUUGUUACUUGGUUGUAUGUUGCAUUUGCAGUUGUCUACUUUGUAGUCGAAGCCUCUUAUGAGCAUCGCUAUCUUCGUUUGCUUUACACACUUACAUUCUACACACUUGGUUUGGCCAUUGCAGGUCUUGCUUACAAGAAUGGUUUCUAUGGUGAUGGUGAAUCUACCAACGCCUAUCGUGAUGGUACUUACGAAUAAUUUAUAUUUAUAAUUUUUCUUUUUUACUUUCCAUUUUUUUUUUUAUUC